AUGGUUACACGAAGCUGGUCUUCCACGAUGUUGUGGAUUGUUUUCCUUCUAGGAGCCGUGGCUUCUCCUACCUCAGAUCCCUAUGAACCACUCUCCAUAACCGUAUGGGAGAGCACCGGAUGUACAGGCACUAACGUUAUAACAACCUUUGACCCCUUGAGACAACCUUACGGCCAGGACACACAAACGCCCCUGGUAGGUCGGAGCAUGAAACUAUCGCGUCCAUUGUCCAAGCACGAGCAGCUGGAUAUUUCAUCUACUGAUAGCAUGGGCUACUGGGAAUCUCACCCCGAGUACCGGGUGACUUCGUGUUAUAUCUUCCUGCGCAGUUACUUCGCGUCUGAUAAGAUGACCGAGUGUGUUGAUACUCUAGGGUUCAUGUGCCUGCGACUCUGGCACAAUGAUGGUCUUGAAUAG
Messenger RNA from Aspergillus versicolor CBS 583.65, 417 nucleotides. RefSeq lists its product as uncharacterized. Lineage: Eukaryota; Fungi; Ascomycota; Eurotiomycetes; Eurotiales; Aspergillaceae. The transcript is spliced from 2 exons. Bases 1 to 417 code for a protein of 138 amino acids. The record is from RefSeq and is a predicted model, not a curated record.